AUGUCUAGUCGAGCCGACUCCGCGACCACGCGACAGCGACCGCGAUCUCGCCAGUCCAUCGCUCAUGUUCCGCGGUCUAGGAUGACGUCUAAUCUGGACAAAGAGAAUGCGACGGCCGAGUUCGGCGCUGCACAGCCAUUCGCAAACAGUACACGGCCUAUACCAAAGGAUAAAAAGUCUCGCAGCAAGAGUUUGGGACCAGGUGGACUUGAUGCUCUGAAGAAUUCCCACGGCAAUCGUCGACAGUCCACGGCUUCUAAUCCACUUAAAUCAAUUCUCAAACCUACAGUACCCGUCUCCCCAGUACGAAACAUCCCAUCCUUCGAGGAGACCCGCCGUCGUACCCCAGCCCAUAGUCAGCAACAAAGUCAGGACGGUGCAAUGGACGGUGGCAAUAAAGGAAAACAAGGGCUCUUAAUCGACUUUGAAACAACACCAGGCCCACCGGCAGUGGACAACGAUGAUACAUCGAACCCAUUUGAUACCUUCAAUGCGACCUCUGCUAUCCGUGAAGAGAUGGCUGCCACCAAGGAACGAGAUGAAAAAGAGCGCAAGGAUCGUGAACGACAGAAUAUUUUAGAAAAGCGGGAAGCGCGACGUAAAUCUAUGGCAAACCGACGAGUAUCGUUUGCCCCCGAAGCCACUUUGCACACCUGGAAUGUAGUGGAAAUACCCGACGACUCAACUUCAUCCUCUGCAGCGAACUCAACAAGACGUGCCUCUGCCGCUAACAAUACCCCGAAUCUACCUGCACCCUCCCCCGCCCGAGAUUCUCUAUCUUCACCAGAGUCUGAAUUUGGAUUCUCACCUCUUCGCACAGAGGAUCUAGAUCAAAUAAGAGGGGUUGGGUCAUCGAACGCAAACCACCACGAUCUCUCUUCGAGUCCUUUCAGUGGAAGCUCAGUUGGCAGCGACGAUACUGGAGCUCAAAGCAUGGCCGGUGAAGAAGACGAUGGCGAGUCAUCAGGAUCAGAUGAUGGUUUUGAUGCAGAGAGCACUGCCAUGAGUAUGGAUGAUAUGACAGCUCGUUCGGGCAUGUCUGUCCAGUCAGACGGAACUUCCAGCUCCAGUUCUAGUGCCAGGCUCAACGAGGCACUGCGCCAAGCCGCCAAAGAAGCAGGAACUGAAGCAGUUGAUGAAACCGGAGAAGUGUCUAUGGAAAUCGUGGACCAGGAGAUCACAGGUGCCUUCCAACCCUGGAUUAAAAAGGGCCAAAGACAAAGCUUCGACUGGGAAGAUAUUAGCGCGCGGCAUGACCAAGAAAACAUGGAUCCGCCCAAGGGUGCUGCUAGUAGAGCCUCCCAAGAAUUCGAUGAUGAUAUCGACGACGAUGAAGAGAUGAGCAUGGAUGUGACGAAUGCACUGGGACGUAUCCUUGGAAAACCUCUUGGCCGUCGCCAAAGCACUCGUCGCAAGUCUACAGCAGAGGAGUCCAUCUAUGAUGAUCAAACAAUGGAAAUGACCAAUGUUGUCGGGGGCAUCGUACCGGAGGAUUCGCCAUCACGAGUCUCUGAAGUUGAUGACGACGAAGGAAUGACUAUGGAGUUCACCUCGGCGGUUGGGAAAAUUCUCGGAAACGAGUCUUCUUCGACCCUCAAGUCUGAUCACAUGAACAGCGAUCGCGACAAUGAAUCAGAGGAUGGUAUGGAUAUGGAAAUGACUGGCGCCAUUGGUGGCAUCCUACAGUCAGGACAGCAGGCCAAUGACAAAGUGCACGCAAAGCUGGUAAUGGAGCUUGAAACCGACUCAGGACAACUGAACAGUUCCCCUUUCCAAGAAAGUGUUCGCCAAUCUCCCGCCAAGUCACCAGCCAAGUCACCUCUCCGCUAUCAAGUUGCAGCUGUGGCAUCUGAGAGCGGAAGCCCCAGUCUGGCCAGUGUUAGGGCUAGACCUUCACGGCGCAGCUCUGCUGCAUCUACGACCCCACGGUCUGCCAGUCGUCAAAGAUCUCCAACCAACAAACCCUCAACUCCUCCUAAACAAUCUACCCCUCAACCGAAGCCUUCCACCCCAAGCAAGACCCCUCCGUCCAGCGCGGUGACGUUCAGAAGUGCCUCACCUAAGAAGCUUUUCCAGCCUGAGCUUCAGCAAUCGGCAGAUAAGCGCAAGUCUCUACGCCAAAGCCUUUUUGAACAUAAUGCGGCAACAGGAGAGUCAACCCCACUCUUCAAAUUGCAGCCUCGUGGGGCUCGCCGUUCCUCCGGACUAGGAAUCGACAAAGAAGGUCUUGGAUCGCCGCGUGUCGCUGCCAUACUUGAUAAGCGCCAGUCACUGGGAGACAGUACACCUCAAUUCAUUCCACAGGAGCCGCCCCGGUCUGGAGUACGAUUCGAAGACCCACUGCGAAUGCAAGAAGAGGAGGAUCGUGACCGCGAAGAAGAGGAGCUCAGAGAAGACGGCCACCUCCCGGUGCCACCUUCCGAAGAUCGAGAUGUCACGUCAAGCUUGAAGGACAUGAUCCAAAGUCUAAGCCCAAAGAAGGCAAAGAUUGGCAGCCGUAAGAGUCUCCACGUCGGUGCAGCCCGCGGAAUUCUAGGCAAACGCCCAGCCGAGCUGGACCUGGAUGAAGAUGAAGAUGAGAACUCACCCAAGCGACUGCGAGGCCACAAUGUCAGCCCCGUCAAAGGCGUCAAAUUACCGGCACCUCAAGCUAGGGAGGGCAGUGUUCAUCGAUCACCCGCUCGCAGAGCCAUGAGCUCAUCUCCUUUCAAGGGUACCACUACACCUUCUCAGGAACCACGCAGUGUCUCCAAGACAUCAACCACUCCUCUCAAACAGGCUAUUGAUAAUCUCCAUAUUGAUUCUGAUGCUCCGCAGCCAGAAGAAGGGGAUUCUGAGGAGGAGCCUAAAAUGGAGCCUAUCCAGUUGCAAGAUUUCUUAAACAUGACCAACAUCCAUUUCAUGGAGCUUACUACCACAAAGAGACGGCAUACCACUGCACCUAGCAGUGCUACAAAGAAGCUGACCCGGGCAUCUGGAGAGAAUUUGCCCAAGCCACGCUCCAUAACAUUCGACGACUGUGUUGCAGCUGGUUUCUGUACAGUGCCCAUGCUUGAGCUGUACCAGCACUCAUGCCGAGAGUUAAAGUCCUAUAUUUCGGAAGGUCGACAAGUGAUUCGCUCUAUCGAGGCUGAGACAUACGCGGAGAACCCAGCUCUCUUCCAGGAGUAUGUCACCGCCCCACUAGACAUUCGUGUGAUUAUGGACAACCAAUUCCGAAAUGUCAAGACCCAUGCUCGCCUGCUAAGCAAGGCCACAUGGUAUGAAUGGCGAAUGAAGCUGCUCGAGGGGCUGAAAGAGGGUCUCAACCGACACGUUGAGGAAAUGAAAGCAGAUGAUGAUCUGCUGACUCAACGAGAAGAGCUACUCAACAGUAAUGUGCCGCCUCUGGUUGAGAAGCAUGCUGCUCUCGAGGAGGAGGCGGCCAAUUUGCAAGAGUUGGUAGACGAAAUGGAGAACUGUGACCAGGACGAGCUCCGUAGCACACGCAACAAGCUGUCUGAGGUGGACAUUGAAAUUGCAGCUAAGAAGCGCCAACUUGAGGAGCUGCAGGCUGAGGUCCAAGAGAAGACCAUUAUCAUUGAGGCUGGAUCCGAGUUGCGGGAAGAGUUCCUGGCUCAGAUCCAGGAGGCAGAGCGGGUGAAAGAGGAAUGCCGUGGCUGGAGUGCCCGGGAAAUCAAUGAACUCAAGGCAUCCGUCCAACGAAUUGAGCGCCAAACCGGCUGGUCAAUCGUCUCUGCCAUCAUCCCAUCAGAAGAGCAGACAGGGCCCGUGUUAAAAAUGGCCUACCGUGAACAGCUUCAGCUCGAGUUCUCUCCUGGGGCAUUCAUCUCCAAGUCCAACACCCAAGACGAGAGAAAGAACCUUCCACUAGACCUGACCCCUCAAAAGAAUGCCAAAAUCUCCCCUAUCGGGUCUCUAGUCCUCCAAUCUCUUCAACGCCAUCUAUCAACGAUUCAACAGUCAACCGUCGCUCCAAAGCAACUUCUACGCUUCAUCUCAGGCGCAUGGGACCGCACAAUCGGCCUAGAAAACGAAGCACGCAUGCUCGAAUUCUGCGGCGUAACCCGCCUAACCCUCUCCAAGCCAGACGAGGGUUCCCUCUCCUUGCGCGCACGCUGCACACUCCUCGGUGAGGGGACCGCCUCCACCCCCGGCCGCAAGAGCGCCACCCCAAAGAACAACAGCACCAAAAGAAUUGACGUGGACUUCACCGUCCGCACUCGCAUCGAUCAAACCACUGCCGCAGACUCAGCUAUCGGCUGUAUGGACUUUGACAUCGACGGGCUGGCAACAAAGGUCUAUGGUUUCGGGACGGGCAACAAGUCCGGUCUUCCAGACAACGAACUGCAAAGUAUUCUCGGAAAGGGUCUUCGUCAAAAAGAUAGUGGUGUCCAGCUUGGGAAUGGUGUGUGGUGCAAGGCUGUCCGUAACCUGACAGGAUCUGUUUUCUGA
Penicillium nucicola is the source of this 4455-nucleotide messenger RNA. RefSeq names its product kinetochore-microtubule binding complex subunit SPC105. The transcript is spliced from 5 exons. Gene Ontology annotation, biological process: protein localization to kinetochore; mitotic spindle assembly checkpoint signaling; mitotic sister chromatid biorientation. The record is from RefSeq and is a predicted model, not a curated record. The coding region runs from base 1 to 4455 and encodes 1484 amino acids. Lineage: Eukaryota; Fungi; Ascomycota; Eurotiomycetes; Eurotiales; Aspergillaceae.